ACUAAAGAAAAAGAUGCAAAGAAGAGUUCAACAAGAGGAAUUUGAAGAAAGUGAUGUCCUUCAUAGCCAUAUUCUGAAGUACAUCCAGUUCUGUACAAUGAUCAAGAACAAUGAGCUCAGAAAAAAAGAGAAAGCCCUCAGAGGUGCUGUUGAAGAGGUCAACAGCCUCCUUGAAACCUAUGCCUUACAUGCUGUGGAUAAAGGUGAGAAAUUUUCAGAGUUAUGCGCCAAAAUGGGAAUUUGGAUGCUCAGAGCUUACGAUCUGAUAGACAUACUGUACCAGGAAGAUAUCCAGAAGUUCAUCACGAAGAAGCUGUGUGAGACCAGUCAGUCUCUCUUGAUAGACUUAAUCAAGCACAUAACUGAUAAUGCUUACUCCAAUUGUUUGGAUAGCAAGGACAAGAACAGCGUCAAGAAGGACGGAGGCUUCCUCUAUGUCUUCUCUAACGGAAAGAUCGCUGGGUAUAACAACUUUAUGUAUAAGCACAGAUACAUUUUUACAAGUGAUGAAGAGAAGUUCUUUCUCUUUAAGGACUUCUCAGAAGUCAAUUCUAACUGGAAGGGAUUUGACCUUGACAAAACUGAGGUUUACCAGUAUAUAACUCCAAACCCAGACAUUCAGGAUAUGAAUAGAGAGGAAUAUGUCAUAAAUAUGUCUUCCUCACCAGUCCAUUUCCAAGUCUGAGUCGAAAUGGAUGGUGAUAGUAAGAUUGAGAAGAUUCAGGUAAGUUUUAUAACCCUAAGUGACACUCUUUGGUUGCCUAGCCCUCUUUAAACUUCUCUUUAGGGGUACAGAAUCAACAUAAAAAUUGAAUAAACUCUUAAAUAUUGAAACUUUCAAUGAAUUAUUAGU
Moneuplotes crassus is the source of this 853-nucleotide messenger RNA. The record is from the annotation of a GenBank genome assembly. NCBI's taxonomy places the organism in Eukaryota, Ciliophora, Spirotrichea, Euplotida, Euplotidae.